CCAGCGUUGAAUGGACGAAAAGCGAACUUGGACGAAAGUGCAACACGUUCAUCGCGGACGGGUUACUCGGACAAAACUUAUUCAUCAGUACUAUCUCAAGUAAAACCUGAUUCAUAAUGACAUCUGAGUGGGUUCGUAUUUUCGGCGCUGUGGCGUUACCGUUCACUGGUGGACUUUUAGGAGCCAGGAUAACCGGUGACAAAAACUCUGACAACAUGAAAUGGUACAGGGGACUGAAGAGGGUAGCUUGGAACCCACCAGAGUGGGUAUUCGGACCUGUGUGGACCUACUUGUAUGGAACGAUGGGAUAUGCAUCCUACCUUGUGUGGAGAGAUGGCGGUGGGUUUGAUGGAGCAAUGGUACCCCUUGGUAUGUAUGGUACAUCCCUUGCCCUGAACUGGCUGUGGACACCAAUCUUCUUUAAGUUUCAUCUCAAGGGACUGGCCGUCAUUGAGAUCCUGAUGUACCUAGGAGCAACAGGAGCCACUGCGUACAUGUUCUGGCCGAUCAGUCAGACUGCUAGUAAGCUUCUCUUCCCACUGCUCGGAUGGAUCAGCUUAGCGUCUAGUCUAACUAUUGGCGUCUGGUUCAAGAAUAAAGACAAAGACGCUUAGAGUUGUGCUCCGUUGACAUUCCGUUAUUUCAUACCAACAGUAAGGCCUUUCUUUGUGGGUGGGAUCAACUCGAAUCUAGAAUCAAUCAGAUACAAUAGUUUUAAUAAAUAUGGACCAUGUGACCUGUGACAUCACAUGUUUACAAAAAGUCACAGAACCUGGUCUUCCUGAAGGCAUGAUUUCAACACAGCUCAAAUGAAAAAAAAUGUUUAAAGAUAAGAUUUUUGCGAAGCUUACAUCAUCUGAUGUAUUAAAGGGGUCCUGUUGCAAAACUUGUUCAGACUUUGAAUUUGACAAAUUUUGAUUGUAUGUGGUAAUAAUGUUUGUGGGAAAAUUCUAUAAGUACAGAGUAGUAACUUGACUACCAGGAAAUGCUCUGACAUGUUAUGUUGCACUGCUCUGCUGGAGUCAAAAUGUUCAGGCCAUUGACUUUUUUUUUUUGCAUUUACACCAAAGGUCCUUCUGGUUGGUCAGCAGUUUGCAGCAGCCAAUUUUUUCGGUUGCACUUGUUGUAAAUAAGGUAACAUGGUCUAAAGGAACGGUCAAAGUAUCAUCAUUGGCUGACAGGCCUGAUAAUUCUUGGAUGCAAUGGAGGCGAUUGCCUCCAUGCCCCCUCGUUGCCCAUGAAAUGCUUCAGUAGAAUUUUACAAUUUUCUCAUAGGG
This is a messenger RNA of Asterias rubens (European starfish), 1277 nucleotides long. RefSeq names its product translocator protein-like. Lineage: Eukaryota; Metazoa; Echinodermata; Asteroidea; Forcipulatida; Asteriidae. Gene Ontology annotation, cellular component: mitochondrial outer membrane. The coding region runs from base 117 to 614 and encodes 165 amino acids. The record is from RefSeq and is a predicted model, not a curated record. The transcript is spliced from 4 exons.